This is a messenger RNA of Galleria mellonella (greater wax moth), 3298 nucleotides long. RefSeq lists its product as uncharacterized. Gene Ontology annotation, molecular function: metalloendopeptidase activity; zinc ion binding. The transcript is spliced from 6 exons. The coding region runs from base 461 to 2806 and encodes 781 amino acids. NCBI's taxonomy places the organism in Eukaryota, Metazoa, Arthropoda, Insecta, Lepidoptera, Pyralidae. The record is from RefSeq and is a predicted model, not a curated record. Gene Ontology annotation, biological process: proteolysis.
CGAGCGACAGCUGAUUUUCCUUUUGUGUUUCACACCAUGCAAUUACAGAAAUGUCAUAUUGAAUUUAUUGUUGUAUUAAGAUAAAAUUUCAUGAAAUGUUAGAAUAACUCGGCCGAUAAAUUUAGCAAUUUGGUCUUGCAUGAGUUAUGUUGGUGGUGGUGGAACGUGCUGUGACCAGCGCAGGCGCUGUCGCAAGCGGCGUCUGCGCAGUUACAGGUUGCCUUGUGAAAUGGUCGUACCGGAAUCUAUAUUAAAUCCUGCUCCACCCCGAUGGGUUUUGUUCGGCAGAAAAAAUCUUACGGUACAGGAGUAAAAUCUAUAAAUGGAUCAUUGUCCAACAUUAGUGACAUGUUUAAAGAUAUCACUAUUAUGACAUACUUGCUAUGGAGUGUGAGUUGUAGAUAGAUAUUCUGAUGCGUUAAAUAAUACGUCAUUAGGGAUAGGUUUCAAUUAGAAAAUAAUGGAAUUAAUAAAUAUAUUGGUGAUUAUACUAGUGGUUUGUGUGCUCGAGUGUUCUACUAUGUCUCAAGAUGAAAUUGAAGAAUUCACCGACUAUCUCCAAAAAACUUCGCAGUUAGACCAAACUUUGAAAAAAGGUGCGGAUCCUGAUGACGACCUCGACGAGGAUGAACCAGCAUCAGAUCAUGCGUGGGAAGAAAGCGGGAAAUUUGAAGGAGAUCUUAUCCUUAAUGAAAAGCAGAGACGUUUGAUAGUAGAAGACGUCGCUGAAGGACUUUCUAGGAACGGCCUUCGGGACAGUACUAAGAGAUGGCCUGAUAACGAAGUCAUUUAUUAUAUCCAAAAGGAACAUUUCUCUUCUGACCAAGUGGAUGCCAUACAAAAUGGGAUAGAUGACAUUGCUCGGGCAUCUUGCGUUAAGUUUCGACCUUAUAAGAGAGGAGACAGAGAUGCUGUAGUUAUACAGGGCAGCAGGCGUGGUUGUUUCUCACAAGUGGGAUACCAAGGUGGAUACCAAGUAUUAAAUCUCUCAGGCCGGCAUCCAGUAGGUCGGGGAUGCUUCCGACAUGGAACUGUGGUGCAUGAACUAUUACAUACACUUGGAUUUUAUCAUAUGCAGAGCAGUCCGGAUAGAGAUGACUAUAUUGAUGUUAUUUGGGAGAAUAUUGUACAACCUGCAAGACACAACUUUCGCAAGUACAAUACGUUUGCUGUCUCUGACUUUGGUGUGGGUUACGAUUACGAUAGCGUCCUUCAUUACAGUCGGCGAGCAUUUUCCGCUAAUGGACAGGAUACGAUUGUGCCUAAAAUGAGUGGAGCGGACAUUGGACAACGAAUUGGUCUUUCCGAUAAAGAUACCCAAAAAUUAAAUAAAAUGUACUGUGACGCAGAUUCAAAUAAUUUUGAUGCAGAAGAAGAGACCACGAAAAAGCCCGUGCCAAAAAAGAAGACUCCUAAAAAUAAACCUUUCGAAGGUCAUGGAAUUGGAUAUCAUCAAGGUAAAACAGUGGUCAUAAAAUUGCUACCUUCAGCAGAAACGUAUCAGUUGCCUGAUAUUCCAGAAUUUCAUUUAUUUGAUUAUUUUAGUAAAACGCCGGAAGCCGUGCCAACGUCGCAAAGUGAAGACUGGGGAAAACAAUUAAAAUAUAAUAUAUAUAAACCACUAGCAUCAAUAAGUGGAGAGUACUACAGUAGUCGUGGUAAGAUGAAACUACAAGAUCAUAUUAAUGAGAAUCCACAAGAAGAAAAUAAUUACAAUAGUUAUGAAGGUAGAACAGCUAAAAACCCAAAUUUAAUGUAUAAAGGAACCGAAAAAAGUCUAGCGGAAGAAAACUCUCAUUUGGGCUCUACUUUUGAAGAUAAAAAUCUAAAUAACUCACAGGAAUCAACAUCCGAAGAAGACAAUCAAAAUAAUUCUGAGGAAAUACGACCUGAAGUUAAAAAUAAACAAGAUAGCUCUUCUGAUAAAUUAGAUGACGAUCUGAAUGAUGCUUUUCAAAGACUUGGAAAAAUAAUAAAAACUCAUGUAUAUCCAUCUCAAACACCAGAUUUAAAUGUGUAUAGACUUAAUACAGAUUAUAAAGAAUUCUAUAGUCCUGAGGACACGUCCCGAAAAAUAUCUGAUAAAAUAAAAAAAUUAAAAGGUCCCAAUUAUAAUUUUUCCUUAUUACCUAAAGAAAUAAAAGAAAAAUAUAUAAAUCAGGAAAACGUUAAUUCAACUGCCUUAUUUUUAAAGGAUUUAUACAGUUCUAAGAAACAAAACGAUAAAAAAGAGUCUGACAUAUUAGAAGAAAAUCAACAAGAAACCCUAAAGUCAACAGAGGACGAUGAACCAACAUCAAAUAAUGAAAUGGAUUCAACAUAUAGAACAUCAUUUCCAUUAAAACAUGAAUAUUAUGCUAAAAAGAAAUAUAACACCCCAGGUUAUGCAUCAUUGGCUAAUAUUCUACCUAAGAAUAACUAUAGUAGUUUAUAUUCUCCUACAGAUAAAGUGUCCGAUAAUGAUACAAAAAUACAUUAUAAAGUAUUAGGAAAACUUGUACCAAUAUAUAAUAAAUGGUAUAUCAAAGAUGAAUAUAAACAUAAUCCAGUUAAUUAUGAUCAAAACAUUUAUAGCGAUGAUUUGCAAGAUAAAAGUGUUAGUCCGUUUUCUGCAAGAAAGUCGCAAAAAAUAUAUUCUCCAAAUGCUGAGGAAGUAUACUCCCCAACGGCAUAUUUAUUGUUUGGGGUGCCCGUUCCUUUAACCCGACAUUGGUACAGAAUAGAUGACGCUGGCAUUCCGCCAUACAAUACAUUCGAUACAAGUAAAACAAUCGGUUCGAAGAAAACAAGUGAAAACAAUAGGUGAAAAGAAUGAUGGUGUGUAAUACAAAUAUUUUUACAGUACAAAAUUGAAUUUUAAUACGUAUAUAAUUUUAAUAUGGUUUAGAGACUUGAUUUAAAAUUUCUUAAAUUAAAUAAAUACUAGCUCUUUGGUCUUGACAGUGUUCAUGAGACCAAGAUAAAAGUAAUUUAUUUACGUAGUACUCUGUGUUGUGUUUUUAUAUAAUAUAUCACAAUGCAGAUGUAGCAGCUCAAUUUCGUGUUCGGGAUAGAAAGUACAAAUUCAUCUACAGAAGAAUAAAAAAAUUGGGCUGUUCUAAAACAGCCCAAUUUUUUAAGCGAAGCGUUUGUAGUGAGAAUCUUUUUGCUGAAUGCUAAGUUUCUUACUUCCUUGAGAAAUAGGAACCUUAUAGAAUAUUUAAGAUUAAUACUUAGGUUCAGUAAUUCGCAUUUUUUUUAUAAUGUACAUAUACUAAGAGAUAAAUUUAUUAGAAUUAAAGUAAUAUUUCAAUUAUUA